This is a messenger RNA of Dendronephthya gigantea, 2033 nucleotides long. Its product is annotated as signal recognition particle receptor subunit alpha-like. Gene Ontology annotation, molecular function: GTP binding; GTPase activity; signal recognition particle binding. Gene Ontology annotation, biological process: SRP-dependent cotranslational protein targeting to membrane. Bases 83 to 2011 code for a protein of 642 amino acids. NCBI's taxonomy places the organism in Eukaryota, Metazoa, Cnidaria, Anthozoa, Malacalcyonacea, Nephtheidae. The transcript has 13 exons. The record is from RefSeq and is a predicted model, not a curated record. Gene Ontology annotation, cellular component: endoplasmic reticulum membrane; signal recognition particle receptor complex.
GUGAUUAAAAGCGAAAGCGAGGCUAAGCCGCUGAUUCAUUGUUUCCAUUCAUUACAAAUCGAAAAGAUCGAAAAGUUUCAACAUGUUGGAUUUGUUUACAAUAUUUUCGAAAGGAGGGAUUGUUCUUUGGUGUUUUCAGGGCACUUGCCAGUCAUUCACUUUACCUGUGAAUGAGCUGAUCAAAAGUGUUAUACUUCAGGAACGUGGAGGUGGUAAUUCAUUUACUCAUGGCUCGUUGGCUUUGAAAUACAAGUUGGAUAAUGAGUUUGAACUUGUGUUUGUUGUUGCCUAUCAGAAGAACCUUCAGUUAUCCUACAUUGAUAAACUCCUUACUGAUAUACAACUUGUGUUUCGUGAUAAAUACAAAGAUGAUUUAGAAAAGGGAGAAAUAAGAAAUUUUGAGUUUCAAGAAAAUUUCAAUUCUAUCUUGAAAGAACUGGAAAACUCUGCAAAGCUGGAGUCGAAAGCACCAAAGAAAAUGAGAACCUUUGAAGAAUCAAAAAAAUCCCAAAAAACUGUUGCUUCCAUGAAAAUUGACCCAAAGAAAGAGGAAGCUAAAACUGACAAAAGUAAAGGCAAAACAGAGGCCAGUGCCAAAAAGACUGCUACUGCUGAUGUUAGUCCCAAAGCAGUUUCCAGCACUCUGACCGAAGGAAAUGAAGAUAACACUGAUGAAAUGAUACAAAAGAACAGAGAAAGAAUGAUGAAGAAAAUGUCUGCCAAAAGUCCUAAAACAACUUCUACAGGAAAAGGCUCACCAUCAAUGAAGAAAGAACGCAAGAAAGAAGCGCGUGUUUGGGAAAAUGGUGGUACUAAGAAAGAAGCAACAACUUUAGAUUACAGUGGUGCAAAUGGUGAGGAUGCUUUUAGCGCAAGGAAGGAUGAGACAGAAGAAGUGGAAAAUAUGAGAUCAUUUGUUGGUACAAUGGGUGGUGAACUUAAACCAAUGGAUUAUGAAACUGAUUCUGAUGAAGAUCUUGAUCUCCAGGAAAAUGGUCUAGAAAAUGAUAAUCAAUCAUCCAGUAAUCAAAAGAGCAAGGAAUCUGGUGGUGUGUUUGCUUGGUUUAAAGGACUUGCAAGCCAGAAAACUUUGACAAAAGAAUCUGUUGAACCAGUUUUAGAGAAAAUGAGAGAGCACUUGAUUGCGAAGAACGUUGCCUCUGAUAUCGCUGAAAAACUGUGCAACAGCGUGGCUACAAAGCUUGAAGGCAAAGUUUUAGGGACAUUUUCAAGUGUAUCGUCCACGGUCAAGUCGGGAUUGGAAGAAUCACUUGUACAGAUCUUAUCUCCACGCCGUCGUGUUGAUAUUCUACGUGACGCAAUGGCCGCUCAGCGACGUGGCCGCCCAUACUCCAUCACGUUCUGCGGAGUAAACGGUGUCGGCAAGUCCACUAACCUUGCCAAAAUUUGUUUCUGGUUGUUGGAAAACAAACUUCGUGUGAUGAUAGCCGCGGGUGAUACAUUCCGUGCUGGUGCUGUUGAACAACUCAGAACGCAUGUCCGAAAACUAAACUCACUUCAUCCACCUGAAAAAACUAACGGAUUGCCAUCCGUCAUGCUUUAUGAACGAGGUUAUGGAAAAGAUGCUGCAUCCAUUGCGAUGGAUGCGAUUAAUUUUGCUCGCGAGCAACGUUUUGAUAUCGUAUUAAUUGACACAGCUGGCCGUAUGCAGGACAACGAGCCGCUGAUGAGAUCUUUAUCAAAGCUUAUCCGAAUCAAUGAUCCAGACUUGAUCUUGUUUGUCGGAGAAGCUUUGGUGGGAAAUGAAGCUGUCGAUCAGCUUAGUAAAUUCAACCAAGCUUUAGCGGACUUUUCUUCCCAAGAAAAUCCGCGGUUGAUCGAUGGUAUCCUGCUUACAAAAUUUGAUACUAUUGAUGACAAGGUUGGUGCCGCCAUAUCUAUGACAUACACAACAGGACAGCCAAUUGUAUUUGUUGGUACUGGCCAAACCUAUACUGACCUACGAAAUUUGAAUGCAAAAGCUGUUGUACACGCAUUACUAAAGGCCUAAUAAGCUAUUCUCUUUUGCUUUA